Molecule: messenger RNA, 2332 nt
Organism: Humulus lupulus (European hop)
Lineage: Eukaryota; Viridiplantae; Streptophyta; Magnoliopsida; Rosales; Cannabaceae
Product: L-type lectin-domain containing receptor kinase IX.1-like
Exons: 1
Coding region: 118-2130 (670 amino acids)
Biological process (GO): protein phosphorylation
Cellular component (GO): plasma membrane
Molecular function (GO): ATP binding; carbohydrate binding; protein kinase activity
Source: RefSeq, a predicted model, not a curated record
UAUUGUAUUAAUAUAUACCCUAGAUCUUCAAUAAAAUUACGUUCUCAAAUAAUAUAAUAGUUACCGUCCCCAGCUCUGUAAGUGUAAUCUGUAUUGCUCCAUAUUCAACAACAAUUAAUGGAGUACGUUGUUGUCGUCAAGUUAACGACUAUUAUCUUCUUCUUCCUACUCAAAAAGGGCUCGUCAGUUUCCUUCAGCUGGCCUGACCAACUGACGGACAAGAACAUUAUGUUCGAGAAGGACGCCUUUGCCGCCGACGGGGUUCUACAGCUCACAACCAAUCGAAUGGAGAAUAUUACGUAUAGUUAUGGUCGAGCCUCGUACAACAAGCCGGUUCAGCUUUUGGAUCCCAAAACAAAACAUCUUACAGACUUCACUACUAAUUUCUCAUUUGUCAUUGAUGGACUUGGCAGAAAUCGAACCGGAGAUGGUCUAGCGUUCUUUAUUGUGCCGUUCGAGUCACGCAUCCCCUACAAAUCAUACGGCGCAGGCCUCGGACUGGUAACCCAUGACCUUUGGACUAGUACUGAUCCUUUUGUUGCCGUGGAGUUUGAUAAUUUCCAAAAUGAAUGGGAUCCCAGCCCGUAUCAUGUUGGUAUUGAUAGGGAUUCAAUCCUCUCAGUAGAAACUGUCACAUUGAAAAAGAACAUGAGUGAUGGAUCCAGAAAGGCAAAUGUUAGGGUAAGUUAUAACUCUGCUUCUAAAAAUUUAAGUGUGUUUCUCAGUUAUAGUGAUGGUAUUGAAACUGCUAGCCUUUCACAUGAAGUAGAUUUGGCGGAGUUAGGGGAAAAGGUAAGAGUGGGUUUCUCUGCAGGCACUGGUGAUGCUUAUCAAUUACAUAAAGUUUUGUUUUGGUCAUUUAACUCAACCUUCGUGAUCAGUACUAAUGAUGGAGGAAAAGGCCAACACAUAUCAAUGAUUGGUUUGGGUGUGGGUGUGGGAUUUGGUAUUCUAUGCUGUGGACUAGGUUUGGUAUGGUUCAUGUUUUGGAGAAAGAGAGCUGACAAGGAAGCAGAAGCAGAAGAUGACGAUUAUGAUGUUUCCAUCGAUGGGGAAUUCGAAAGGGGGGCUGGCCCCAAGAGGUUUACUUACCGUGAACUAAGCCAGGCAACAAACAGCUUUUCCGAAGAUGGGAAGCUUGGAGAGGGAGGCUUUGGAGGUGUCUACAAGGGCAUCUUAAGCGAAUCGAACACUGAAAUCGCGGUUAAGAAGGUGUCUAAAGGAUCAACACAGGGGAAGAAAGAGUACAUUUCUGAGGUGAGAAUUAUAAGUUGUUUAAGACAUAGGAAUUUAGUUAAACUUAUUGGUUGGUGCCACAAAGGAGAUGAGUUCCUUCUUGUCUACGAUUAUUUACCAAAUGGAAGCCUUGACACCCACAUAUUUGGUGGGAAGCCCAUUCUUCCAUGGGAAAUAAGGCAUAAAAUAGCACUUGGUUUGGCCUCAUCUCUUUUGUACCUUCACGAAGAAUGGGAACAGUGUGUGGUGCAUAGAGAUAUCAAGUCAAGCAAUGUUAUGUUGGAUUUAAACUUCAAUGCUAAGCUAGGAGAUUUUGGGCUGGCAAGGCUAGUUGACCAUGAAAUUAGCCUAAACACGACUGUGGUAGCUGGAACAAGAGGUUACAUGGCCCCGGAGUGUGCCAUUACGGGCAAGGCUACUAAGGAAUCUGAUGUUUAUAGCUUUGGCGUGGUUUCACUUGAAAUCUGUUGUGGAAGAAGAUCAAUUAUACUUAAUGCAGAAGAUCCAGAGAAAGUGAGCUUGGUGGAGUGGGUGUGGGAACUCUAUGGAAGAUGCCAACUUGUUGAGGCGGUUGACAAGGGACUUGUUAGCAUGGAAUGGAACGAUCGAGAGAUGGAGUGCGUGAUGAUUGUUGGGCUGUGGUGCUGCCAUCCUGAUCCAACAUCUCGGCCCUCCAUAAAGCAAGUGAUGAGCGCUCUUAAUUUUGAAGCUGCAUUGCCUAAUCUGCCGCCCACGUUGCCAGUGCCAAUGUAUAUGCCUUCCUUCAGUAUUAACGCUCGCGACAUCUAUUCUUCAUCAUCUUCCGUUGUUACAGGGAGUUCCACUACUGCUUCAGCAACUUCACCUAACCCUUCUAAUUCUAAACCUCUGUUAAAAUUUGCUGAGGGUGAUUAAUUCGUUCCCAUAUUCAUCAUGAGGUUAUUUCAUUCGAGUCCUAUUUUACUUUUCUCAGUUUUUUCUAAGAAUUGUUUGUGCCUUUUUUUUUCCAAUUUAUUGGAAGCUUUGUUUCAUUUCUCUAACUUAUGAGAAUUUAUGUAACUAUAGUUCUUAUAUUGUUGUAAUAAUUGUUUCAUGAUGAGUAUAUAUAUCAAGUUCA